GGAGGGAAAUUUUUUUUUUUGAAAUUUAUUUAUCGGUUAUUAAGUUUAGUAAAUUGGUAAAUUUACGAUUAUACAGAUGAGCGCGUAUCAACUAUCUUCACCCUCAUCACCCACAACACCUACUACACCACAAUCGCACUUCCAAAAUCAGAAUCUCAUGUCCCUUCAGCCGCCUUCCACACAACCUGUUAAGAUGAGUAGCAACACCUUUGUUCACAAGCUGUACAAUAUGGUUGUUGACAAGCAAUAUCAACAUCUUAUCGCUUGGAAUUAUACCGGGUCCUCCUUUAUAGUAUGUAAUAUUAUGGAAUUUUCUCGCGACGUCUUACCAAAGCAUUUUAAACACAAUAAUUUUUCUAGUUUUGUUCGUCAACUAAAUAUGUAUGGUUUUCACAAAGUGAAUAAAUCACCUCGUGGACAUCGUACACUAGCGGAAAAUCAAAUUUGGGAAUUUUCUCACCCGAAGUUUUUGCGCGGUCGUCCGGAUUUAUUAGAUGAUAUUAAAAGAAAAGCUAUGGAAUCAGAAACUUUACGACGAGAAACAGGGGAUUUACAUGCACAUCUCGCUAUGAUGCAAGUUGCACAAAAUGAAUUAAUUCAGCAAAUUAGACAAUUACAGGAAAAUUUUGCCGAGGUUAUGAGGGAUUUGGCGGAUACGAAACGAAAACAAAAUUUGCAGCAACAUUGGAUGAAAGGAAUGUGGGAAUUUAUGCAGAGUCAAGGGUCGACGGCAACACUUCCAUUUGAAUUGAAUUUUGAUAAUUUUGAAAUCAAACCUGAACCUGAACGGCCACCGAUAUAUAUCACAUCACCGGAGAAUAACCAUACCAAUAUGAGUUUUCUUCUAAACCAAUUAUCAACACAACAAGGAGUGCAUCAGAUGCCACAGCGUCCGUCGACGCCGUUGACGGCUGUAAACACACCUUUACCACCAAGUCCUUCUCCGGGUUCACCAAUGGCACAUCUAUCAGAUGACGAUAUGGAUGGCAGCAGUUCGCUUUAUUGUACAAGUCCUGGUGGCAGUCAUGCUGGAUCAGAAUAUGGUAUGGAUAACUUAACAUGGUAAAGAGGGACUAAAUAUGGAUCAUUUCAAUGUAUGUUGUUAUUCAGUCUUAUUCAUCUUUUCUUUAUUUUAGAGGAAAAAUUUUGAUAGAUUUUAUUCCAUCAUAAAAAAUCCUACAAAAAAAAGGUUUCAUUGGCGGUUGGGUUUUUUUGUAGUAUAUAUACAUAUACAUAUUUUAUUAUUAUUAUUAUUAUUAUUAUU
Messenger RNA from Rhizophagus irregularis DAOM 181602=DAOM 197198, 1264 nucleotides. RefSeq lists its product as uncharacterized. Lineage: Eukaryota; Fungi; Glomeromycota; Glomeromycetes; Glomerales; Glomeraceae. Gene Ontology annotation, biological process: regulation of DNA-templated transcription. The record is from RefSeq and is a predicted model, not a curated record. Gene Ontology annotation, molecular function: DNA-binding transcription factor activity; sequence-specific DNA binding.